Messenger RNA from Gadus morhua (Atlantic cod), 2935 nucleotides. RefSeq names its product keratin-3, type I cytoskeletal 51 kDa-like. The annotation marks the transcript as partial. The transcript has 2 exons. Lineage: Eukaryota; Metazoa; Chordata; Actinopteri; Gadiformes; Gadidae. The record is from RefSeq and is a predicted model, not a curated record.
GGAGGAGGAGGAGGAGGAGGAGGAGGAGGAGGUGGAGGAGAAGGUGGAGGAGGAGGUGGAGGAGGAGGAGGUGGUGGUCGAUCACAGCAGGGGACCGCCAGGCAGUGUCUGUGGGAACGUGCACCGACUGACGUCUGCUCGCCCCAGAGCCGGUGGCCCCCGACCCCGACCUGCUCCUCACAGCAGGACCUUCCCAGGGUCCGACGGGAGCACUGCGACCACCAGAAGGACCUACAGCAGGACCUUCCCAGGGUCCGACGGGAGCACUGCGACCACCAGAAGGACCUAAAGCAGGACCUUCCCAGGGUCCGACGGGAGCACUGCGACCACCAGAAGGACCUACAGCAGGACCUUCCCAGGGUCCGACGGGAGCACUGCGACCACCAGAAGGACCUACAGCAGGACCUUCCCAGGGUCCGACGGGAGCACUGCGACCACCAGAAGGACCUACAGCAGGACCUUCCCAGGGUCCGACGGGAGCACUGGGACCACCAGAAGGACCUACAGCAGGACCUUCCCAGGGUCCGACGGGAGCACUGCGACCACCAGAAGGACCUACAGCAGGACCUUCCCAGGGUCCGACGGGAGCACUGCGACCACCAGAAGGACCUACAGCAGGACCUUCCCAGGGUCCGACGGGAGCACUGCGACCACCAGAAGGACCUACAGCAGGACCUUCCCAGGGUCAGACGGGAGCACUGCGACCACCAGAAGGACCUACAGCAGGACCUUCCCAGGGUCCGACGGGAGCACUGCGACCACCAGAAGGACCUACAGCAGGACCUUCCCAGGGUCCGACGGGAGCACUGCGACCACCAGAAGGACCUACAGCAGGACCUUCCCAGGGUCCGACGGGAGCACUGCGACCACCAGAAGGACCUACAGCAGGACCUUCCCAGGGUCAGACGGGAGCACUGCGACCACCAGAAGGACCUACAGCAGGACCUUCCCAGGGUCCGACGGGAGCACUGCGACCACCAGAAGGACCUACAGCAGGACCUUCCCAGGGUCAGACGGGAGCACUGCGACCACCAGAAGGACCUACAGCAGGACCUUCCCAGGGUCAGACGGGAGCACUGCGACCACCAGAAGGACCUACAGCAGGACCUUCCCAGGGUCCGACGGGAGCACUGCGACCACCAGAAGGACCUACAGCAGGACCUUCCCAGGGUCAGACGGGAGCACUGGGACCACCAGAAGGACCUACAGCAGGACCUUCCCAGGGUCCGACGGGAGCACUGCGACCACCAGAAGGACCUACAGCAGGACCUUCCCAGGGUCCGACGGGAGCACUGCGACCACCAGAAGCCACCUCUAUCGUUGAGGAGUGAGAGAAAGGUUCUCCAGAACCAGACAGCGCCGUAGUCACUGCUCGUGAUGAACCUGGGAACCAGACGAGCUCACGUUUACUUUGCUCUGCGGAUAAGGUCUGCCCCUCCUCCCGUACAAACAAUGUUCGCCAGGGCGAAACCGACGGACCAAUCACAACCGUUGAACCGUCAUGUGGCGGGAUGAACACGGUGAUGUGGGGCGCAGGGUGCAGGUUCGCCGUCGAGGCGUUUCAACGACAACAGAGAUGGCCGCCCGUGCUGGUCAGCGGUCUGUUGACAGGCUGGUCUGGCGAGGCCAGGCUCGCCUGUUAUAGGCUGAACUCUCGUUUUUUGGAAUCAGCCUUUUUAACAUUGUUUGUUACAUCACACAUCCCCAGGUGAAUAGAUGCAUGGUUGAAUUAUUUAGAAGGUGUAUCUCGUUGAGUUGUGGGGCUAAUGCCGUGGCCCCGUGGUAUUAGCAUUAGCGCGCUAAUGCCAACAGCUACCAGUUACGUACGGGGGGGUCACUGAAGCCACGGUCCAACCAGUGGCAUCACUGCUCUUCUCUGACCCCGGGAAGGUUCACACUAAAAGCAGAGGAAUGCAAAAUCCAUGUUCCUGGAUUCACUUUUGGUCACUUUGAGUCGAUGCAUCUGCAAGAUAGAAACAGUAAGGCCGCGUUAACAAGUUAAAGGAAAAAACGGUAAAAAGUUGAAUUAUUAUCUAAUUCAAAUUUCCUCCAUAAACAACACGGCAGCUUGACGUGACAAAAAAAAGUUUCCCAAAGACACAACUCCAUGGCCGCGCCCCCUGACUCUGGAGCCCCGCCCCCUCCUGCAGGCUCCUCCCAUUCCUCCUGCUGAUGUAGGGGGAGGUGCUGGUGUAGACGCCACCGGUCGCUUCUAUUCUACUCAUGUUAGGUGUGUGUGUGUGUGUGUGUGUGUGUGUGUGUGUGUGUGUGUGUGUGUGUGUGUGUGUGUGUGUGUGUGUGUGUGUGUGUGUGUGUGUGUGUGUGUGUGUGUGUGCGUAGGAGUGUGUGGUUCUUUGUCAUGUUAUAAUUCUUUGUGUUUAUUUAUAACCUUAUGUCAAAACACCUGUGACUGAAUUCCCUGUAGAUCGCUCUGGAUAGAAGCGUCUGCUAAAUGACUCGUCACCAUAUUGAGUGGAACGCAUUAGUUCACUAACAAGCAGUCGUCGAAACCCUCUGCCAAUCAUGGCGUGUAAAAAAAUACCUUCUGUGAAAUGGAUUUGAAGACGUGGCUAAUAACUAUACAGUAAUAUCCUCACCGUACAACGAAUCUGAGUCUUCAAUGAUGGCGCAUAUGAACUCCCGCAUAUUGCUUGGUCACUGGCGCCCCCUGCUGGGGACGCCUGUGAGUUACAACAUCAACCCAGCAGCUCUGGUGGUUCUGCAGCGUCCGUCCGCAAUGCUGUGAGCCCUCGACGAGGUACCUAAAAGUGUCAGUUUGAAUGCAGAUCAUUUAAUGAAGACCUUAGCAUACUAAUUCAUGUUGGCCUUCACACCAUCCAGAGCACGUUGAGUUCAGUUAUAAUAGAACAUAUGGUUUUAGGGGGACUUAUUUAGGCCUAUAUUGCUGAAUAAAUCUUCGAUCAUGAAACCUCUA